This is a messenger RNA of Leishmania mexicana MHOM/GT/2001/U1103, 510 nucleotides long. RefSeq lists its product as hypothetical. The record is from RefSeq and is a predicted model, not a curated record. Lineage: Eukaryota; Euglenozoa; Kinetoplastea; Trypanosomatida; Trypanosomatidae. Bases 1 to 510 code for a protein of 169 amino acids. The transcript has a single exon.
AUGUCCGCGUCGGUGACGACGGAGCACCGGCACGACGACAUGCACCACGCCACGACGCAACGUCGCUGCCCCACGCGCGUGCUACUCGCUGGACCACGAGGCGACCUAGAGACACUUGUGUUACGCAUGCCGCAUACGUGGUCGCUGCAGCAGCCGCUGGAGACGCUGCAGCGAGAGGCCUUGGAGAAGGAGGAGAGGGCCAACGCCACAAGUGCAGUGGCAGUGACGAGGACGGCGAACGCCGUCUUAGCUGGCGGCAAGGUACCCGAUAAGAGCGCCACCUCAGUGAUGAUAUGUUACACCCCCGUGCGCAUGACACUCCCGCUAGCAGCGGCGGCCUCGGAUGAGGAGCCUGCCGAGGAGGGCAUCGCCGACGUGGCCGCUGCAGAAGAAAAGGCAGCGAUGAAUGCAGAGCUGCGCAACAGCGGCGGCAGCACCGUUGAAUCUCCUUUUCGAGAGGGUGCCCCGAGCGUACACUUACACAUUGCUCAGACACCGCACGAGGAGUAG